Messenger RNA from Limanda limanda (common dab), 1242 nucleotides. RefSeq names its product claudin-3-like. NCBI's taxonomy places the organism in Eukaryota, Metazoa, Chordata, Actinopteri, Pleuronectiformes, Pleuronectidae. Bases 1 to 1242 code for a protein of 413 amino acids. Gene Ontology annotation, molecular function: structural molecule activity. The record is from RefSeq and is a predicted model, not a curated record. Gene Ontology annotation, cellular component: bicellular tight junction; plasma membrane. Gene Ontology annotation, biological process: bicellular tight junction assembly; cell adhesion. The transcript is spliced from 2 exons.
AUGGUUUCCCAGGGGAUUCAGAUGAUCGGCAUAUCCAUGUCCGUGCUCGGCUGGUUCAUGGUGCUGGUGGUGUGCGCCUUGCCCAUGUGGAAGGUCACCGCUUUCAUCGGCGCCAACAUCAUCACGGCUCAGACCAUCUGGCAGGGCAUGUGGAUGAACUGCGUGGUGCAGAGCACGGGCCAGAUGCAGUGCAAGGUGUACGACUCCAUGCUGGCGCUGCCCCAGGACCUGCAGGCCGCCCGCGCCAUGACCAUCAUCUCCAUCCUGACGGGGGUCUUCGGAGUGGUCGUGGCCAUCGCCGGGGGGAAGUGCACCAACUGCAUGGAGGACGAGCGCUCCAAGGCCAAGGCGUGCAUCCUGGCUGGAGUUCUGUUCAUCGUGUCGGGGGUGCUGGUCCUCGUCCCCGUGUCCUGGUCGGCCAACACCAUCAUCAGGAACUUCUACAACCCGAUGAUGAUCAACGCCCAGAGGUACGACCUCUUCACCAUGGGGAGGAUUGGCAAGGAAGUGGCAGGUCAGAUCAUUAGCUUCAUCGGCCUGGUCGGGGCGUCGGUGGUCUGUGGCAUCCCCAUGUGGAGGGUGACCAAUUACAUCGGAGCCAACAUCGUGACGGGUCAGAUCGUGUGGGACGGCCUGUGGAUGAACUGCGUGAUGCAGAGCACGGGACAGAUGCAGUGCAAGCUGAACGAGUCGGUGAUGAAGCUGUCCCCGGACCUGCAGGCCGCCCGAGCGCUGGUCAUCAUCUCCCUCAUCUGCGGCUUCAUCGGCUUCAUCGUCAGCUUCAUCGGAGCCCGGUGCACCGGCUGCCUGAAGAAAGAGGCGUCCCAGGCCAACGUGACGAUCAUCAGCGGCUGCCUCAUCAUCCUGGCCGCCAUCCUGAUCCUCAUCCCCGUCUGCUGGUCGGCCACCAUCACCAUCACAGACUUCCAGAACCCCUUGACCCUCCAGACGCAGAAGAGGGAAAUCGGAGCGUCCAUCUACAUCGGCUGGGCCUCGGCGGCCAUCCUCCUGAUCGGCGGGAUCAUCCUGACCACUUCCUGUCCUCCUCAGAGGCCCAUGUACGGAUACCCAGGUUACCCACCAGCACCCGGGUACCCGUACACCGGCCCAGGGCCAAACCCAGCCACCUACGCCCCUGUGUACGCACCCCCGUCCAGCCGACCUUACACAGGAACAGGGUCGUAUGCACCCACCAAACCCUACGCUGCACCCCCCACAUACGCUCCUAGAAACUACCUCUAG